AUGGAGUCAGCGACGAUGAAGAGGAACGAGAAGCCGAUCCUAGGCUUGUCAGGGUUCGCGUUGAAGAAGAAAGCGCCACGUGUCCAGAUUUUCAGAUCCGGUGGCCGUGCGCUCUUUCUUGCAAAGGCGACUCAACCAGCAGCAGCGGCGGCGCCGGAAACAGCAGAGGCUGCGUUGAGUCACGGGAAGCCGCUACCCCUGGCGGGAUUGGCGCAUCCCACCCUGCGGUCGGCGCAGAGCAGAUUCGCGCGCGCGCUCGCCGUGGCUAUGGAGGUGGCUGCCUUGCAGCAACGGGUGGCUCAUCUUGGGAAGAAGGUUCAAGCAGGAGUAGAUGCAGUGGAGGUUUCCGUUGGUCGCCGGAAAUCAUCUCGAUUGGGGCCCACUCGAGCAUCUUCCUCUAGCUCCCCGCAGUCCCCGACGCCGUCCGCUUCAGAAGCGCAGGAUCAGCAGGAACCAAAGAAAUCGCAGCGGCUGCAGCAGCAGAAGCCAGAUGUGAUUGAAGGCCAAGGUGCUAUUAGCGAGGGUGUUGACACAGAAGCACGGCCAGAGUCGGAAGAAGCCGCCCAUUUCAGCUGGCCCACUGUGCUGGCUUGUCUCUUUGUGGCUGGGUUCGCCUUGGGGCCGCCUCUGGACGGCAUUCACUCCGUUGUGGGCCUUCAGGUGUACGACGUGAAUGGAGGCCUCAUCCUGGGAGGCCCAGACGGCCUGUACACGAGCGUGUGGGUCUUCCCUCUGCUGGGAGCCAUGUACGCCGUUGUUGGCGGCCUGCAGCUACUCAUCGACCAAUCCGCCUUCAAAUCCUCUCAUACUGCUGCCUCUCCUCGGGAAGAGCUGCAGCCAGCAUCGGUUUCUUCCACCUCCCCUUCCUCUUCCUCCUCCUCUUCCACCUCCUCUUCUUCCGCAUCCUCCUCGUGGUUCUCCCUUGCCUCCUCCCCUCCAAGAGGCUCCUGGUUGCGCUUGCUCAGCUGCAUGGGCGUGCUCAUCAGCCUCCUCCACUUCAGCUCGCAGCUCUUUGAGGCUCAUGCCAUCCCCUCUACAGGCAUUUUCGUUAUCCUCGCACUGUGCGCCCAUGCCAACUGGUUCGCCUUUGAUCGCACCCUCCCUGGGUACCUCCUCGCUCUAUUUGUCGCCAUUGGUGCCCCCGCCUCAGAAGUGCUUAUAAUGAAAUACUGGGGGCUCUGGCACUACACUGAACCAGACAUCUACAUUGCAGGAGAGGGCCUGGUCUCAUGGACUGCCUGGUGCUACUUUUUCUACACCCAAUGGGUGGCCACUGUGGCUCGCACCUUCGCUGCCUCACUGACCCCCAAUAGCCCUGCACUGGACGAGCUAAAAUGGUAG
Molecule: messenger RNA, 1341 nt
Organism: Closterium sp. Yama58-4
Lineage: Eukaryota; Viridiplantae; Streptophyta; Zygnematophyceae; Desmidiales; Closteriaceae
Source: the annotation of a GenBank genome assembly